Messenger RNA from Hyla sarda, 1599 nucleotides. Its product is annotated as deleted in malignant brain tumors 1 protein. The coding region runs from base 433 to 1116 and encodes 227 amino acids. Gene Ontology annotation, cellular component: membrane. The record is from RefSeq and is a predicted model, not a curated record. NCBI's taxonomy places the organism in Eukaryota, Metazoa, Chordata, Amphibia, Anura, Hylidae. The transcript is spliced from 8 exons.
UUACCAUUACUGUUAUUUUCUUGUUCCACAGCCGCUACCAGCACCAGAACAAGAAGCCUCACUGAAUCCAGAAGCACAACUGGCCAGGAUGUCCCGCUGGCACUUCGCUUGGCACAGGGGGAGCAUGACUGUGCUGGUCGUGUGGAGCUGUACUACAGAGAAGCAUGGGCCUCAGUAUGUGAUGAUGGUUGGAACACAAUAAAUGCAGUAGUGGUGUGCCGACAGGUGGGUUGUGGCAGCCCUAUACUGCCCCUCACUAGCUAUGGACCGGGCGGUGGGAAUACCAUCCUGGAUGAUGUCAGCUGCAUUGGAACUGAGCAGACACUCUGGCAGUGCCCACAUCGCGGGUGGUAUGUUCAUGACUGUGACCCUGUGGAACAUGUAGGAGUCAUAUGCUCAGCAAAUUCCAGUUUUCCAGUACCUCAGCCUCAGAUGUUUCCUGAGGAGCUGCGCUUAACCAAUGGGUGGCACCGGUGUUCCGGCCGCGUUGAGCUAUAUUACAAUAAUUCAUGGGGCACUGUAUGUGAUGACCUUUGGGACAUCAAUAAUGCAAUGGUUGUGUGUAGACAGCUGGGGUGUGGCACGGCUGUUUCUGCCCCUGGAUUGGCACAGUUUGGUGAAGGAACUGGAAAUAUUGUUUUGGACGACGUACAUUGUGCCGGAUCUGAAUCUGCACUGAGCCAGUGUCUUCAUCGGCCAUGGGGGACUCAUAACUGUGUGCACAGCGAGGAUAGUGGUGUUGUCUGCUCAGCCGCUGGUUCUCAACCAACAAAAGCCCCAGUGUCUCCAGAGAUUCUUCUCACCCUAAGUCUCAUAAAUGGAAGCCAUCGGUGUGAGGGACGUCUUGAAGUAUUGUACCAGGGUGCAUGGGGAACGGUGUGUGAUGACCUAUGGGGUCUGUCCUCAGCUGUGGUGGUGUGCAGGCAUUUGGGCUGCGGACGUGCUCUAGAGGCUCCCACGUUGGCGCAUUUCGGACGUGGAAGUGGAAGCAUUUUGCUGGAUGAUGUGAACUGUAUCGGCACUGAGCCUGUCCUGUGGCAAUGUCCUCACCGGCCAUGGAGAGAUCACAACUGUGACCACAGCGAGGAUGCAAGCGUAGUGUGUGCAUUAGGUUAGUACUACGGGAGGACUUCACUUUGCAACGUGACACUGAGAUGCUGGGUCUCCAGUGGGAGCUGGUCAUAUUUUUGGGAAGAAAUCCAUGGAUACUGAGAAAUAACCACAGCUUAUGUCUAGAACUAUAUUUUUUUGUUCCUAUAUCCAUUUUUACGUAGAUAAAUAGACAAACCAAAACAGACAGCAAAAAGUAAUUGUAAUCCACGUGACCUUCAUCAUCAUCACCUCCAUAAUCUUCAGUUUGUCUACACACAUCUAUAGGCCGGGUUCACACACAGUAUUUUGGUGAGUCUUUAUAACCAAAACUAGGAGUGGAUCCAAAAUACAAAAAAAGUGCCAAUCUUCCCAUUCUAGUUUUUUCUGCAUUGGUUCUACACUUGGUCUUGGCUAAAAAUACUGACCAGAAUAUUAUGAAUCCGACCUAAGAUAAAUUUGUAUUUGCGAUGUCUUUUCUUUAUAUAAAAUAAAAGCAGACUUUUUGCA